Messenger RNA from Owenia fusiformis, 3187 nucleotides. The record is from the annotation of a GenBank genome assembly. Lineage: Eukaryota; Metazoa; Annelida; Polychaeta; Sabellida; Oweniidae.
AUUCCGGAAGUCAAAAAUUUAGCGGGAAAACAAAAUGAUGUCCUACGCUUCAAUAACAGAUGAGGAUUUAACGGAUGAAUUCUCCACAUUCGACAUUAAUUUAGACAACGAAGAUGUGAUAGAUAAGUUAAAGGAGCUAUGUGUGCUAUAUAGAAUUGAUGCCUCCAAUAUUGCUGAUGAAUGGGUGGCUUAUUCACAUACUAAGAAAGUCGACACACCUCUCAAUGUGGAUACAUUGAGCAACUUUGAAAAAGAGAAACUCAACAGAAAAGCUGGCAAAAAUAAAACUCCAAAGCAUGGAUCAACAAAGAAGGUUAUUUAUAAUGCUGACACAUUUGCAGAUAUUGUUGACAACAAUCUGGCAGAUGACUUCCUAGAGGCAUAUUCCACUCCAGGCGCUAAGGAAGAACUGGAGAUCUUAAAGGAAAAGAUUAAAAAGCGGCAAGUAACACCAGACAAUCCACCCACCAACAAAAGAUUGACAGGGCUCAAUGGCACUCCUGUUCCUUUCUCACCAAACAGUUUCUCUCCUGCUAACUUCUCACCAACGAGUGCAACACCUUCCAAAAAAUACAAUGCCAGACCAGGCAAAGGUGAGAUAGUGUGUUCACAUGGUCCCACUGAAAAGGUCAAUUGGCAGGGUCAAGGUCAAAGGUCAAGCUGUAUAGAGCCAUACACAGGUGAUGGUAUACAGUCAUUGGAGAGCAAGUACAAAUACAUGUUCCAGAAAGUAACAGAUAAAGCACAUGUCCUGAGUGACAUGAUAGAUGAAAUGGGAGCAAAACUCCAGAAACAUCAUUCUAUUGAAGAAGUUGCUCAUAUAUCACUCCCAGUACAGGAGCCUGUAACAAUCAUAGGCAGAGUAUGUUGUGAUGGCAACGGAAAAUUAAAUGCAAAAUCACUUAUUCUGGAAGGUUCUCGAGAAACAUCAAAUGGCAAGACGGUGCCAUUAGAUGUCACUGGUGUCCCACAAUAUUCAUUAUUUCCAGGCCAGAUUAUUGCAGCAGAAGGAUUAAAUAGCACUGGGAGUAAAUUCAUGGCGAGUAAAAUAUAUGAAGGAGUUCCCCCAACCCCCGCUGCCCCUAUGUCAAUAGAAGAUGACCUUCACAUGGUCAUUGCUGCUGGCCCAUUCACUACCUCUGACAGUACUGCAUAUGAACCAUUGGUUGAUCUUGUCAAGUCAUUACAGAGGGAUAAACCAGAUGUCUGCAUACUGAUUGGACCAUUUGUUGACAUCAAGAAUCCAGAGGUAGACAAACUCACGGAAAUGACAUAUGAAGAACUUUUCCUAAAAAAUAUUACUUCAUUAGUGGAUGCAAUUGAAAGGUUACAUACACAACUGAUCAUUGUACCUUCUCAGAGGGAUGCCCAUCAUGAAUCUGUUUAUCCACAGCCAUCUUUUGUUGUCCCAGAACUAGCCAAAAAUAAGAAGAUUCAUUUUAUGCCAGACCCAAGCAUGCUUACAAUAGAUGGAGUUGUUGUGGGUGUCAUGGCAACAGAUACACUAUUUGACCUAGGAAAGGAAGAGACAUCAAGCAAUGCAGGUUCAGAUAGGCUGGGGAGACUGGUCAGUCAUAUUAUGACUCAGCAAAACUGUUAUCCCUUGUACCCCCCUAUGGAGGAGGUUAAUAUAGAUUAUGACCAUUUUGAGGUGUAUGCUGGUUUGUCUGUAGUGCCACAUAUAUUGAUCACACCCUCUGAUUUAAAGUAUUUCAUCAAGGAUAUUCAUGGUUGUUGCUGCGUCAACCCAGGAAGACUAGCCAAGGGUUUGGUAGGGGGUACCUACUCUAGACUCGUUGUUUCCUCCUCGUUACAGCCACAAAUAGCAGCUAAAGUUGUGAAAAUAUGAACUGACUGUUAUGCUUUCAAAGAAUUAUUCAGUGGUAAAAUGUCACAGAGGUCAUGUUUUAAAAUGCAAAAUAAUGUCAGUUUUCAUGGUUUUAGAGAAAUUAUUACUGUUCUUCUACUUCAUUUUGGCACUUCUUAUUUUUGGUCGAUUUGCAGUUUUCAGAAAUGUUUUGGAAUGAAGGCCAAGUAUCAUAAAAUAUUUUUUCUUAGAAAACGCAGCUGGCUUUUUUGGACUUUCCUCUUCUUUUAGAAUCAAUAAUUUAUACAAAUAUAAUGUAAAAAAUAUUUAAAUAUUUGAAAUGAUUUCAUCAUUUCUUGCUAUCUGGCCCUCUGGAUAUUUAUUUUGCAUGGGAGUUCAGUAAAAGGAUAUAUAAAGAUUUUUAAAGGCCAAUGGGCAUUUAUUUUCAGGGAAAUUAUCAAAAUUAGUUCUUCAAUUGAUUGAGAUUCAAUCAAUCUGAGUCCCUUCUUCGUUUCAGAUUUAUCCUAGUUUAUGUUUGAGGACACACAGUUUGACAUUUUUAGCUCACAUGGUGAGCUUUUGCAAUCGCUCACUUGUUGGUAAUAAAGAGCCCUAGUUGAUAAUUCAUAGUUUCAAAGUGGCCCACGUAGUUAUUUGAAACUGCCUUAGAAUCCAUUUUACUAAAUAUUUGCAAAUAUAUUCUUGAAAGAUCAGAUAUUAGAAUAGUUUUCUGCUUUGUCACAGAUGUAUUGCCUAUUGGGCUCAAAUGCUUUCAAAUAGAGAAUUACUGUACCCCUUUUUUUCAAAUUAGUGGCCAUAGGCAAAACAGUAAGAAACUCCAUUAAAUAUACAAGUUCCAUAGUGAUAAAGCACAGUGAGAUUCAUCUUUGAUCUGCACAAUUCAUAAAACAAUUUUCUUGUCAACUCAAUCCUUCUUAGGCUGAAGAACAAUGAAUAUUAAACCCCUGUAAGUUUAUAGGUUCAUAUCAUUGUUCUCCCUUGUUAAAAGACAUGGGUUUCCAAAGGUCUUAUUAAUUAAUUACAGAAUCAUACAAAUCAUACAAGCAUGCUGUGGUUACCGUAGACUAUUAACCUUAAGCUGUUUCCCAAGAACAAUCCUAUAUACGACAGUCACACCAGCACGUUUAAUAAUAUAUUUCUUCCUUAAGACUUUCCUGUCAGAAAAUGAUUAUUUGUUUUCUAGCACAUAGACAUACACGUGUGAAUUAUCGCACGUUUUUGUUCUUCACAAAUGUGUAAUCUAACUCUCCCCUUCUCCCAGUGUGUCACUAAAUAAUCAUUGUAUUAAGGAAAAUACACAGCAGUAACAAAUCUCUUACUUUUAUUUGUUCUGGAGUCUAACUACUAUUGGCCUUUUAU